UCGCUUCCUGAUUUUGUAGGCAAAGAGACUGCUCAAGAAAGUUUCAACGAAAGACACCUCAGGAGAGUGCUUGUGUCAUGGCUCUCGUUACCGUGCAGGUCACCUCUCUUGAGGAAAAUGAGAUCCCCAACUCUGUCCAGGAUGCAGAAAGGAACAGACGACGACGAAUGCAAAGGCGGCAGAGUUUUGUUAUGGUGAAGGGGGCAGCCCUACUGCUACAGGAUGAUGGGGAGACUGAGGAGAAAACCGAGCCCUCUCCUACCUCUGGCCCCAGCGAGCAGCAACUACACCUGCAAGCCAUGCUGCAGUUACUGCGAGAGGAGGACAUAUUAAAAUUGGCUGUACGGCUGGAGCCCAUCCGUUUAUGUCUUACGCGUUAUCUUCUGGUGGUUUCCUCCAUGGAAGGAUCAAACGAGGAAGAAAUCAUUCUUUUAGGCGUGGACUUCCCCCAUGAUGGAUCCACAAAUUGUACAAUUGGCACAGUUCUACCAGUGUGGAGCAACACUCAGGUCUUCCUGGAUGGAGAUGGAGGAUUUAGCGUCACAUCAGGAAUGGAGGUCAGGGCAUUCAAACCUAUAUCUGUACAAACUAUGUGGUCCUUGUUGCAGAUGCUCCAUAAAGCUUGUGAAGGAGCCACAUCUAGCAGUCAAUACUCUGGGUUAGCUUACUAUCAAGAUCACCGUGAAUCACCCCAGGCUUGUAUUCAUGCAUGGCUGACAACUUCUGACAUCAUCUCUACCCAAAGGGAUCCUGUUGUACCAGAAAGAGAAGAGACAGAGAGAAUCAUAAGGAAAAAACUGAGGGACAUCUUAAGGGAGAGUGACCUGGAAAGCAUUACAUCAAAGCAGGUCCGAAGCACUCUAGAGCAGCACACACACUGCGAACUACAGGAUUACACAGAAUUCAUAGACAAUGAGAUGAUUAUGAUCCUUGCGCAAAUGGACAGACCGUCAGAGAUUUUUCCGUAUCUCUACUUGGGGUCUGAAUGGAAUGCAUCUAAUCUGGAAGAACUUCAGAAGAACAAGGUUAGCCAUAUUUUGAAUGUUACUCGUGAGAUUGAUAACUUUUUCCCUGCGAUUUUCACAUAUUUAAAUAUUCGAGUACCGGAUGAGGAGAGUACAAACCUCCUGCAGCACUGGAAGGAGACACAUCGCUUUAUCUGCUCUGCUAGACGUCAGGGCACCCGUGUUCUAGUUCACUGUAAAAUGGGAGUUUCGCGUUCGGCAUCCACUGUGAUUGCUUACGCCAUGAAGGAAUAUGAAUGGACUUUGGAAGAAACUCUAAAGUAUGUAAAGGAAAGAAGAGCUAUUGUCCAACCCAAUCCUGGAUUCAUGAGGCAACUCAAUAUUUACCAGGGUAUCCUUGGAGCAAGUAAACAACGCCACAGUUACCUUUGGGAUCCUAGCUCCACCCCACCGGCCCCUAAGAUUCUCAGUCCUCUUGAGACAUUCCACAAACCCAUUGUGUCCACUUUCACCAAAAACAAGAAUAAGAUGAACCUGCGUACUCUCAUGCGCUCUAUUAGUGUGAUGGAGACCACUGAGUAUCUCAAAGAGCAGGAAGAAAGCUCCUCUGACAAUGAGAAUAUUGAAAGCAUCUCAGAAAGCAUGGAGAGCUUUUCAGAAAGCAUCUCUGAGAGUAUGGAAAGUAUUUCAGAGAGUAUGGAUAGCCUUCCAGAGAUUGUAGGAAAUGUCUCUGAGAGCAUUUUAGAGAAUACGGAAAGCAUCACGGAUAGGCAUGUGGAUAUGGAAGGGCAAAGCAACGAAAAGUCAGAAGAAGGGAAGAAUGAGAGUAUCUCGGAGGAUAGUAGAAUAAGUUCCACAGCAAUUAAAGAAGCUAUGCAAACGGAAGAGUCAGUGGAGGCUGACACAAAAAGCAUAAUGGAGGACACCAAAGAGUGUGCUGAUGUACAGAAAAGCUCUUCUGUAGAUGAGGUAUUUGGAAGUUGUCCUAAUUCCCCUCAGUCUUACAGUCCUAGCUCCUCGAGUCAUCUGGGAUUACAGUGCAGACUAAAACACCUUUUUCCACAUUCUGCGGAGACAAAUCAAGGAAAAUGUGCCACCAAAUCUCAGUCUGUGUCUGAUCUUGAGGGGGCCGCAAUUGUGUCCAGGAUACUGCAUGGAGACGAGAUGGGAGGGCGCAAAGGCCGAAUUACAAGGCAGAGUAAUGUAGCGGAAACAACCGAAGAGCUUUGAGGCAGGAACUGAUGGUGGUUUUAUAGGGGAAGGACAUACUGAUGGGAAGAGAGAUUUAUUUUAUUUUUGUAUAAUUGUUAUUGCUUUUAUUUCCAGUUAUCACAAUGCAUCACAUUGUGCAGGUAAAGAAAGUACCAGGUCACAUACUCAGGGACUUAUGCCAAAGAAUAUUCACCUAUAAGUUUUUUUUAUGUAUUGCUGCUGUCAGUUUUUUCUUUUUUAAUUGUACACAUAAUAAAAUAUAGGACACACAGUGUUCAUCAUUUUGCAUUAAAUGAUAAAAGGUUUAACAAAAUAUGAGACAUUAUAAUAAACAUGGCAACCAUUCUAUGCAAUUCAGCAAAUACAUAAGUUGUUAUCACAGAAUGUUUAGAGAAUCGAGCAGUGAACUCAACAUUUUUGUCUGUUCACCCCCGUUGUUUAGUAUGUUUAGGGAAAUAUAAUGCAUUGUUUGGAGAAAUAAAUAUAUUUUGUUUUUAUCUUUU
This is a messenger RNA of Bombina bombina (fire-bellied toad), 2680 nucleotides long. RefSeq names its product slingshot protein phosphatase 3 (gene SSH3). Gene Ontology annotation, biological process: actin cytoskeleton organization; negative regulation of actin filament polymerization; protein dephosphorylation. Gene Ontology annotation, molecular function: protein tyrosine/serine/threonine phosphatase activity; actin binding. The coding region runs from base 78 to 2195 and encodes 705 amino acids. The transcript has 14 exons. Lineage: Eukaryota; Metazoa; Chordata; Amphibia; Anura; Bombinatoridae. Gene Ontology annotation, cellular component: cytoplasm. The record is from RefSeq and is a predicted model, not a curated record.